Molecule: messenger RNA, 972 nt
Organism: Cygnus atratus (black swan)
Lineage: Eukaryota; Metazoa; Chordata; Aves; Anseriformes; Anatidae
Gene: OVOL2
Product: ovo like zinc finger 2
Exons: 5
Coding region: 181-972 (263 amino acids)
Biological process (GO): epidermal cell differentiation; regulation of transcription by RNA polymerase II
Cellular component (GO): nucleus
Molecular function (GO): RNA polymerase II cis-regulatory region sequence-specific DNA binding; DNA-binding transcription factor activity, RNA polymerase II-specific
Source: RefSeq, a predicted model, not a curated record
CCCCCCCCAACACCACCUCCUUUUUUUUCGCACCCUCCCCUUCCCCUCCCCGCUCCUCGGGCCCGGUGCGGGCGGCAGCGCGGUGCCCGCUCCCCGCCGGGGUUGCGGCCGCCGGCGGGGGGGAAGAGCUCCGUGCCGAGCCGUGCCGAGCCGUGCCGAGCCGUGCCCCCUGCCCUCGCCAUGCCCAGAGCCUUCCUGGUGAAGCGGCGGAGCCCGCAGCCGGCCGUGCGGAGCUGGGCUGGGCUGCCCGACGAGGAGCGAGCCGACACCUACAUCCCAGGCGGCAUCGGCUGCGUCCUUCUCGGCUACGAAGACAGCUGCAGCCUGGAGAGCAGCGGCAGCAGCGGGACGAGGGACGCCGAGCCCAGCGACCCCCCCACGCCGCAGCCGGCCCCCGCAGACCUGGGCACGGCCGGGGGGAUGCUGCUGGACCUGGCCGUGAAGCGCCCCGUGGUCAGGUCGAAAAUCAAGUUCACCACGGGCACCUGUAACGAUGCGACGGUGCACUCCUGCGAGCUGUGUGGCAAGGGCUUUCGCCUGCAGCGCAUGCUCAACCGCCACAUCAAGUGCCACAGCCAGGUGAAGAGACACUUGUGCACCUUCUGCGGGAAAGGCUUCAACGACACCUUUGAUCUGAAAAGGCACGUCCGGACCCACACUGGAAUUCGUCCUUACAAAUGUGAGGUUUGCAACAAAGCAUUUACCCAGCGGUGUUCCCUGGAAUCCCACCUUAAGAAGAUUCACGGGGUGCAGCAGCAAUAUGCCUACAAACAGAGGCGAGAUAAACUUUACGUGUGCGAGGAUUGCGGCUACACCGGCCCCACGCAGGAGGACCUGUACCUGCACGUCAGUAACGUUCACCCUGGCAGUGCUUUCCUGAAAAAAACCUCAAAAAAACUCGCGGCAGUUUUGCAAAACAAACUGAGCCCUGUCCUGCAGAGGAACUCCAAAGACGACGACAAGGAUGAAUAA